UGUGUGUGCACGUGAUUGUGUUCAGGUGUGAGCAUUGGCCUUAGAGCUGGACUCACAGAGAAGUCAGCGUCCGGACAGUGAGGCAGGAAAAAGAGCACGUCAGAGGUCUUUGAGGGGGCCCUGACCGCUGAAUAUGGGGCCAACAUACUGAGGGCCCCCAAGACAAAAUACAAAAACCAAAGAAGAGUGGAAAAUAACCAAGAAAAAGAAGAGAAGCUAAAAAAAGACAUAGAGAGCAGAACAAUGGUUGCAGAGGAAGUGAUAAUUACAUUGUCCGGUGGAGCGCCAUGGGGCUUUCGUCUCCAGGGAGGUGUGGAACAUCAGAAACCACUGCAGGUGGCCAAGGUGCGUAAACGCAGCAAGGCAUGCAGGGCUGGGCUUCGGGAGGCUGAUGAACUGGUGUCUGUCAAUGAUCAGCCAUGUGGAACGCUAUCUCAUGCCCAGGCCAUGGAUCUCAUCGACAGCUCCUCUGGGAUAUUACACAUCCGGGUCAAAAGGGUGCCUGCUGGUUUUCAGUCCGUGGUGCUUGUGACCCGUGCCCCAUCUCCCCGUAUAGACAAAGAGUACCGUGCUGCUUUGCGUGCCAUGUCGCCCAACCACCCACACCACGCACCCGUCCGUGAAAUCCACCGUAGCCACUCCUCCAUAACCAGUGGUUUGACAUCUCCACCUGGUAGUGAGGCUUACUACGGUGAGACUGACAGUGAUGCAGAUGUGGCCGGCUAUGAAAGGCAGAGAAGGCAGAAACGGCGCAGCCCCAACAACCCCAACCCAGGAAAACCAUCAGGACGAGCUUCCCCAGAGGGCGGGGAGACAUCAGAGAUGAGUGGCUAUGACAGCGCUCCAGAUGCACAUGCUUAUCCUCAUUUGUUGGAUGGACGUGGGGGAGAUGGAGAGCGAGGAGGAGGGUUACCGGGGGUGGCACGGAGGGAGGUGAUUUACCAGCCCCCUGUUCCAGGACUGUGGUCCUCCCAGACAUCCACUGAGACCUCCUCCAUCAUCUCCUCAGCAGAUGACCAGGGGCCACGGGAUGGAGUACAAGAGGAGGACAGUGGCUUUCUAGAGGCAGCCAAUGUGCCACUGGUAUGCCCUGUGAGGGCAAAAGAGGCUCUUCUGCUGGGAUCCCGCAGCCAGCUUGUACCCAUGGUGGGUCCUGUGAAUAACCCCAUUGAUGAGGAGCUGACAACCACGUACAUGGAAAAGGCCAAACAAGCUAAACUGAACCGAGGGGAUAAUCUGCAAGACAAGCAUGUCAAAGAAGCCAAAAGCAAGUGUCGAACAAUUGCGUCCCUAUUGACUGAUGCUCCCAACCCUCACUCCAAAGGGGUGCUGAUGUUCAAAAAGAGGCGUCAGCGCUCCAAGAAGUACACACUCACCAGUUUUGGUAGUGUGGACGAGGACAGGUGUGAGGACUCGCAAGAGGAGGAUGGGGUAUUCCCUGGCAGCGAAUCAGAGUUUGAUGAGGAUGGCUUCUCUGCAGUUCCUGACCCAACUUGGGAUAGUGAUUACUUGGAUAUGCUGGAGAAGAGGGCAACUGCAGGCACUGAAGGUCGUGUGGAUAGGGCAGAGGAUGCUUCAAGUCCAGGGUUGAGUGACACUACAGGCAAGGGCGCCCAGUUGUUUGAGCAGCAGAGAAAGAGGGCUGCUGAGCAUGCCAAGAAGGUAGAGGCGGCACAACCUCAGGCUCCUCCACAGUCUCAAGUCCAAGGGCAGGUUCAGGCAUAUCAGUUGCAUUCAGAGUUUCAACCACAGAUGCAGCCAGACCUCCAGCCUCAGCAGAUGAUACCACCUGGCCUAAGAGCCAUUCAGCAAAAUCAGGCUCAGGCUCCAGGUCAAGUUGCAACCUAUGGCAUGUCUAAUGGGGACCCAUCCUACUCGGCUAGCAUGAUGAUGUCCCCUCCACCUGUGGCCCUCAAACCAGCCACCGCCUCAGUGACUGUUCUGAACAAACCUGCACCACCAGCAGAAACACCAUUACCAGAACAACCUUCAAGUAAUGUUCUCAAUAGAACGGCUCGUCCUUUUACUCCUGGCUUUAUCAGCAUUCGAGCGGCAACUGCCCCUGUAGCGUUCCGACCUUCUGUCACAAAGACGAGCCAGCGUCCUGCCUCAGCCGCUAUCAUGCCAUCACAAUUCUCCACUGCCUCUGAGCUAGCCAUGAAUGCCACAUCAUAUUUCCCCCCUGGCCCACCACCAGUGUUUUUUCAGCCAUCCUUUGUACCUCAAGGUCCCUUUCCCUUAACACCAGAGGUUCCUGUUAACUAUUACCAUCCAGCUGUUUCCACCUCUGAAGAGAAAAUGCACUCAUCACCAGCAAUAACUGCAGCUUACCAGGCUCCAUUUGUAGCUGGGGUCCCAGUGUAUUUGCCCUCAAUGCCCACAGCUCAACACGCACCAAUGGCUUCAGCCCCAGCUCCUCCUGCAUAUCAAUACCCUGGUUCACCUGACCCAGUUGCCCUAGCGCCUCCACUUCAAGUUCCAGUUGCUCAGCCAAGUCCACUUCAAUAUCCCAUGGCCCCAGUGUCGGUUGUCUAUCAGCCAGAAGCUGUAGCUCCAACCCCAGUUCCUGGUCCAUUAGGUCGCACAGGAAUAUUAAACGACUCUCGACGCCGUGGUGGCAAACCCAAACCUAUGUUCAAUGUGCCAGAGGUCAAGAAACACUCCCCCAAUCCUGAGUUGUUGUGUAUGGUGCAGAACCUGGAUGACAGGUCCACCCGACACAAAUAUGGCCAACCACCGCCUGACGAUACCUUUGACGAUGCAGGAGAGGAGGAGAGGAGUGGUGAGGCUGGCAUGGGAAAAGCACCUCCUCCAGUUGCACCCAAGCCUAGGGUCAUCCAUGAAGCCCCACAGUUUCUUCAAGCAGGGGGUAAGGGGGCCGAGCUGUUUGCUCGCAGACAGAGCCGGAUGGGUAUGUAUGUAGUUGAUACCCCACCCGAGACCCCUUACCAGCAGGUAGUGGCCUCGCACAAUGCAGCCCAAUCUCUUGACUUCUCCAACAAUACUUCACUUGCCUCUCAGUGGAAAUACUCCCCAAAUGUCCGUGCUCCUCCACCCAUUGGUUACAACCCACUCCUGGUCCCCUCUAUCCCUACAGGGCCUCAAAGGAAUACAAGCAAGCCAGAAAGCAUGGGUAGAAGUGCCCCCCAAAGAGAGGGCAUCAAAGCUCUGGAUGUCAUGAGAAGGCAGCCCUACCAGCUCAAUUCUGCCAUGUUCAACUAUGGGGGCAGUGUUGCUAAUAUUUCAGCCAUGCCUUCUUACCAGGCCCAGAGGCAGCAGCUGCAGUACGGUAACUACACAACAGCAACAAUGGUGGGCAGCUCAUUAACUCCCCCUAAGCAGAUCCCCAUCAAAACAGCUCGUGUUUUUGAGGUCAAACGAUUCUCCACACCAACACCAAUGUCUGCUCCCUCUCUAUCUCCCAAGGUCAUUGCACCCCGCUCGGCUACUAGCCUCGGAGAACGUUUUUCUUAUUCCGGUAUGAUCUCCCCACCUCCUGCUCCUUUUACUGGAAACCCAGCACCAUUCAGUGCCCCAAUGCCAGCUUCAACACCCUCCCAACCAGUUGGACUGCCUGGCCUCCCAACGUUCUCUGCCGCCCCUAUUCAACACCCUUUUCCCCCUGCAGUCCCUACACCUUACAUGCCAGUAUCAUACACCAGUGGGCUCCAGUCAGCCAAGCAGUUCCAGAGCGCUCCUGAACUCAGUUUUCUUGCCUCUUUGCCGUCACUCAAGCCCGCCCCAGUUCAGGCACCCAAACCACGUUUUGUUGCCACCAAGGGAGGCAUUAAGCCCCAUGUCUGGAGGCCAGGGGCAAUGUGAAAACCAGGAAAUCAGUCACUAUGACACUUGGACAUCCUUCUGUGCUACACACAUUUUUUCAUAGUUAAAGUUAAAAAUACCAAACAUCCAUUAGUUCUAGUAACUCAAAUGUGACAAUAUUCUGUUUUUCUCUUCUAAAGUCAUUGUUAAUUGAAUAUUUUGGGGUUAUGGGUUGUGCUAAGGCUUUGACAACUUACUAUGGGCAAUUCAUUGAUCAAUAGUGGCAAAUAAAUAAACAUAAGCUUACUUAAGUCUCAAAUUCAGCUGUAAAAGUAAUUAAGUAACAUUCAAGUCCAGAAAUCAAGAAGCCGGUGAAGUUAGAACUUGAAUAAUGAUAAGAGGUCAUACACGUCUUUUUCCUUUUCAAAAUGCUGCUUAAAAAGUUUAUUUUUGCUGCUAACACAUUUAAUCACACAUAUAUCCGAGUGACAAUAAUACAAUAGAGUAUAUUGGCACAUAAUGUAUGCUGUAUAGUCAACCAUAUGCCUGUCCUGGGGGAGGUUUGUGUAAGGUUUCUGGAGAUCUCUUUCUACUCAUUUAGCAGAUCUAAACAGAGCCUGUACUGAAAUAUUCUUUGAAACUUGAAAUGUCUGAAAGAUGUUGAAAAUGAAUUAUUGCGAUUCUGACAAUAGGAUUAAAAUCACUGAGAAAAAUGUUGUAGUAUGUCGACAGAUGGGGGAUCAUAAAGCAAAGGUUGCAGGCUUAUUUAUUUUAUCUAACUUUGAACAUUUAAUUCUGUUUUUCAGUACAUGUCCUACUAAAUGAUGUGCCCAAAAAUGUAUUUUUACCCCUGGUUUUUUGCAGCAUUGUCAAGAAAAAAACAAUAAUGCCUACUUGUCCAGGGGUUUAAAUAAUGCAUGACCAGCUGAAAAUUGUAAAACAAAAUGUAAACUCCUUGAUUUUCACAUUGAAACAAUAUGUGAACGUCUGCUCUUGCAAGCAAGGUUGUGUCAAACACCUCUGCUCACUAUAGCCAGAGAGAAAUGCCAUCUUUUCAGUAUGGGUCACAUUCAACAAGUGCCCUGGCUGUCAAUGAAUGUACACUUGUCACUGGAUAUCAUAGCUUCCAUUAGGCACACCAGAGCCUCAUUAGUUACCGUGUGAUCUUUGCAGAUAUAUGUAAAUUCUUAACUUUAUUAAACAAAUAACACAGAUGAA
Trematomus bernacchii (emerald rockcod) is the source of this 4980-nucleotide messenger RNA. It is a transcript of the gene synpo2la, whose product is annotated as synaptopodin 2-like a. Gene Ontology annotation, biological process: positive regulation of actin filament bundle assembly. Gene Ontology annotation, cellular component: actin cytoskeleton; Z disc; nucleus. Bases 244 to 3822 code for a protein of 1192 amino acids. The transcript has 4 exons. NCBI's taxonomy places the organism in Eukaryota, Metazoa, Chordata, Actinopteri, Perciformes, Nototheniidae. Gene Ontology annotation, molecular function: actin binding. The record is from RefSeq and is a predicted model, not a curated record.